Molecule: messenger RNA, 833 nt
Organism: Rhagoletis zephyria (snowberry fruit fly)
Lineage: Eukaryota; Metazoa; Arthropoda; Insecta; Diptera; Tephritidae
Product: putative inorganic phosphate cotransporter
Biological process (GO): monoatomic anion transport; transmembrane transport
Cellular component (GO): membrane
Molecular function (GO): transmembrane transporter activity
Source: RefSeq, a predicted model, not a curated record
CAAACCAAAUAAUAUAAUAUAAAAUGACGGUGAUAAAAAUUCGGCCAACCACUGGCAGUAUGAAUGUGGAUACACCAACAACGCCCAAGGAUGAAAAUGAAGCGUUAUCAAAAGGAAGCUGUUGCCUGGGUAUGGGCAUUCGUCAUUUUGAAACCUUCCUUCUGUUCCUCGCCCUCUCUGUUGCCUAUUCGUUGCGUGUCAACUUAUCGAUGGCCAUUGUUGCUAUGACUGACAAAGAAUCCGCCAAUCCAGAUUUCGAGGAGUUCAGCUGGAAUGAAAAGACAAAAUCCCUUUUACUCAGCAGUUUCUUCUGGGGCUAUGUCAUAACACAGGUGCCGGGUGGAGCUUUAGCGCGCAAAUUUGGCGGUAAAACUACGCUGCUCUUUGGCGUUCUUAUCUGUUCCAUACUGGCUGUACUCACACCCAUUUGCGCGAGGAUUGGCGAUUGGCAGUUAGUAUGCGCACUUCGUGUUGCACAGGGUCUCUGUCAGGGCAUGGUCUUUCCAUCGACGCACACACUACUAUCGCAAUGGGCUCCCAUCGAGGACCGUGGUCACUUUACCACCUAUUGUUAUUCGGGCUCGCAAUUCGGUACGGUAGUUAUGAUAGCGACAAGCGGUGUGCUCGCUUCCUCAUCGAUGGGUUGGCCAAGCAUCUAUUACUUUUCGGGUGGCAUUGGCAUUGUAUGGGCGGUAAUUUGGUUCUUUUGGGGUGCCGGUUCCCCAGCGGAUUCUAAAUUGAUUUCGCCCGAAGAAAAGAAAUUCAUCGAACAAUCGAUUGGCAACAGCAGCAGCGAUGAUCAUAGUGUGCCGGCCAGUGUGCCAUGGUUGAAA